AUGAAGCUUCUGGUCUUAUUUGCGGUAAUCGUUGCAACAACAUCUGCAGCUCUUCAGGGCUACAAUCUGCCCAGCCCUAAAGAAUCCGUGCUGCUGGCUGGUCAUGGACAUGCUGCAAACUUUGGUCAUUCUACUGCAGUAUCAGGACAGACCUCUGCUGGUCAUUCAUCAGGACAAUCUACUUCGAUUCACUCAGCAGGACGUCCACACUCUACUGCCUUUGGUAGCAGUACACUGACAGCUUCUGGGAAUUCUGCCGGUUCCAUAUCACACACUUCAUCUGGCACUGUCGUUUCUGGAAUUGAUGAAUUCGCGGUCUCUGGAAUCUCUACAGUGACAGGUGCCUCCACGAGUUCUGGAAUCUCCUCAGGAUCCGAGGUGUCUAUUAGUGCUGGAUUAAGUGGACAAGGAAGUUUCGAAACACCAUGUAAGGAUGGAGAAGUGCGCCAUAUUGACGGCUCAUGCAUCGUUCCCGAAAUCACACGGAAGGUUUUCGUCGUGUCUGUACCGAGACAGGCACCAAGACCAAGUGACUCUCUUCCAGAUCUUCCACCACCAAGAGUCGACCACAACAUUCUCUUCGUGCGUCUUCCCGAAGGAGGAGUUGGACCUGACCCUAUCGUUGUACCUCCACCAAGGCAAGACAACAUCGUAUAUGUCCUCAGUAAGAACAGUCAGAAUGGACAGCGUGUCAUCGAAGUCCCAGCUCCUCCUCCAUCCGAGCCUGAAAUUUAUUUCGUCAACUACGAUGACGGCGAAAACCCGACCCUUCCUGGUGGUGUGGAUCUUCAAAGUGCUCUUGCUUCAGCACUUGAAGCAAAUGGUCAAGUAAUUGCUGAGGGCCUCGGAGAUAGCCUUGCCGGUCAAGGAGGAAUCGGUGGUGCUGUUGACAUCGGAAAUGUAGCUAGUGUUGCCACUGGAACUGGUGGAGAUACGUUCACCAACAGCAAUACAGGCGCUUCGGCUUCAGGUAGUACCUCUCAGAUCAAUUGCCUGUCGUUAAUGGCCAAGGUCCUAAGGUAUGAACGAGCUGAAGAAAUGCAAGCCUCCGUUUGA
Penaeus chinensis is the source of this 1056-nucleotide messenger RNA. RefSeq lists its product as uncharacterized. The record is from RefSeq and is a predicted model, not a curated record. The transcript has 3 exons. NCBI's taxonomy places the organism in Eukaryota, Metazoa, Arthropoda, Malacostraca, Decapoda, Penaeidae. Bases 1 to 1056 code for a protein of 351 amino acids.